GUAUGCGCAUUGCCUGCGAGGCACUGCCAUCAAUGAAAGUAAAUUUUGUCGGGCGCGCCUACUGCCGAGAGUGCGAUGAUGAAUCGGCCAAAUACUUUCGAAAAUGAACUUUGAACCACAGAUAAAACUGUCGUCAUUCUUUGGUCACGUUAUAAAAUAUUAAUCUAUGCACAGUGUAACAAAAAUUAUACGUAAACUUUGCUCUUGUGAAGUAAAGUUGCACGUGGUUCCUACUGAUUUACGAGUGAAAUAUAUUUUGGAAUAUUUUUCUGCCAGUGUAAAGUUAAAUGUUACCCAACUACAAACAGUUCCUCGAUGAAACUGAACGAAACUGUCACGUUCCGUUUGCGGUGUGAGAACUGAAAUACGUAUCGUACGAUUCAAAUUUAAACAGUAACGUAUUCGAAGGAUGUAUUCAUACAUCUCAAGGACCGAUUAACAAAACGUAAAUCAAAGCAAAGUACAUAUUUCUAUUGCUUAAAGUUUUUAAAUAAUCAGUGGUUAAAAAUGGGUGGUGGAGGACGCGAUACAAGCAUUUUUAGUUACGAUACGUUGGUGCAUGCCAUAUCCGGAGCAGCCGGCAGCGUCGUUGCUAUGGCAACGUUCUUUCCACUGGAUACAGUACGAAGCCGUUUACAAUUGGAAGAAGACCGAGAAUCAAAGAGUACAAUUAUCACGAUCCGUGAACUGGUGGCAAAAGAAGGACCGAGUACUUUGUACAGAGGAAUAAUUCCGGUUUUACAGAGCCUGUGCGCCAGCAACUUCGUAUACUUUUACACGUUCCAUGGUUUAAAAACUCUCAGAGGAAACAGGAACCAGUCAGCUGGAAAUGAUUUACUCGUUGCGUCAAUCGCAGGCGUGAUUAAUGUCUUGACAACGACACCAUUAUGGGUAGUAAAUACUAGAUUGAAGAUGAAAGGAAUUGGGACCUCUCAGGAAAGAAACAAUAACGAGUACAGCACGUUAUAUGGUGGCCUUUUACAUAUAUGGAAAUAUGAAGGUCUGGCAAAACUUUGGGCAGGAACUUUGCCAAGCUUGGUAUUAGUUGCAAAUCCAGCUAUUCAGUUCAUGACUUACGAGUCUAUUAAGAGAAGGGCUGUUGCAUCCUUGCGCGGUGUGCAACCUCCUGCAUGGAUCUUCUUUUCAAUCGGUGCCUUGGCUAAGAUGAUAGCAACCGCACUAACUUAUCCAUUGCAAUUAGUCCAAACCAAACUAAGACAUGGUCACAAUUAUCCGAACUUACGACCGAACGCUGGCAGCUUGGAAAUUCUAUUUUACAUAUUGAAGAAGCAAGGAAUAGGCGGAUUGUACAAAGGAAUGGAAGCCAAGCUAAUGCAAACCGUUCUCACGGCAGCUUUAAUGUUUCUGACUUACGAGAAGAUUUCAACAUUUGUUUUCCGUAUUCUAUUACAGAGACCAAUAUUGAGAUAGUUGUUCAAACAUUCAGUAAUGUAAAAAUUUAUUAAUAUCGUUUUAAAAUGAUGUAGUUCAGAUUCAAAGUUAAUUAUAGGGGGAAUUGAUAUGUAUAAUGCCAAAUAUGAUUGUACCAAACUUUUGUGAAAAAGAAAUAUUGUUUGUUAA
Ceratina calcarata is the source of this 1581-nucleotide messenger RNA. It is a transcript of the gene PMP34, whose product is annotated as Peroxisomal Membrane Protein 34. Gene Ontology annotation, biological process: transport. The record is from RefSeq and is a predicted model, not a curated record. The coding region runs from base 508 to 1431 and encodes 307 amino acids. Gene Ontology annotation, molecular function: AMP transmembrane transporter activity; NAD transmembrane transporter activity; ATP transmembrane transporter activity. The transcript has 9 exons. Gene Ontology annotation, cellular component: peroxisomal membrane. NCBI's taxonomy places the organism in Eukaryota, Metazoa, Arthropoda, Insecta, Hymenoptera, Apidae.